Jatropha curcas is the source of this 1390-nucleotide messenger RNA. RefSeq names its product ABC transporter family protein (gene ABCI10). Gene Ontology annotation, molecular function: ATP hydrolysis activity; ATP binding. Lineage: Eukaryota; Viridiplantae; Streptophyta; Magnoliopsida; Malpighiales; Euphorbiaceae. Gene Ontology annotation, biological process: transmembrane transport. Gene Ontology annotation, cellular component: chloroplast envelope; membrane. The record is from RefSeq and is a predicted model, not a curated record.
UAACAAAUCUCUCCUUGUUAUCUAAUAUGCAGUUGCAGACUUUCAAUCCUUUCCUUCACUUGCUGCAGUUGAUGUCGACCAACGUCAUGUUCGUCUAUCAGUGACGGAGAAUGAUAAUUGAUAACUGGUCUGGCGUUGGAUUUUUCAUUCAAGCGUUCUUCCUCUUUGGAAGCUUUUUCCCUUCAAAAUUGUGCAUUACAGAUUGUUUUUGAAAGGAGAAGGGGGUUUCUGUUUUCACUUCUUGUCCGUCCCCUGCAACCUUACUUCAAUCAAAUUAUCUGAGAGAAGCUUCUCCGUCAUGUUUAUGGCAGCUCAAUCUCACCGUCUCCUAACCAAUGCUUGUCUGUCCACGGCACAUGACAGGAGUAACAGGACUGAUAAUAUUGCUAUUAGAGGAAGGAAUCUCAACUUCUCAUAUGCCACAAGGCAAGGAAAAUUGAUUCCCAUCCUUAAGGAUUGCUCCCUACAAAUACCGACUGGACAGCUUUGGAUGCUUCUUGGACCCAAUGGCUGUGGAAAGUCUACACUUUUGAAGAUUUUGGCCGGUGUUUUACAGCCAACCAGCGGAACAUUGUAUGUGAAAAGACCUAAGAGUUUUGUCUUCCAAAAUCCAGACCAUCAGGUUGUGAUGCCUACAGUAGAAGCUGAUGUAUCAUUUGGCCUUGGUAAGUUCAACCUGAGUGUGGAUGAUGUUAGGCAGAGGGUGUCAAAGGCACUGGAUGAUGUGGGCAUGUCUGCCUACAUGCAAAGGCCAGUUCAAACUUUGAGUGGUGGCCAAAAACAAAGGGUUGCCAUUGCUGGUGCUUUAGCUGAAGCAUGCAAAGUGCUUUUGUUGGAUGAGCUCACAACAUUUUUGGACCAAAAUGAUCAGAUUGGGGUGAUUAAAGCAGUCAAGAACUCCUUAGCUGCGUCUGGUGAAAUUACAGCUUUAUGGGUGACGCAUCGAUUGGAAGAACUUGAAUAUGCAGAUGGUGCUUUUUACAUGGAAAAUGGAAAAGUUAUGAAGCAAGGUGAUGGAUCAAGAAUAUUGAAUUUCAUCAAAGCCAUACAAUCCUCUUACAUCAACCAAAUUAAUUCUUGACCAUGUUUUCUCCUCACCCCCACAGCCACACUUAGUUCAUCUCCUGUAUUUUCUGUAAUAGAAGAAGAAAAUUAGCUAAGUGUUGUCUCAUCUGCUUAGGCAACUUUGUGUUUCCCCUUUCAAAAUACUGAAAAUCAUUAUCAAUUGGGGAUUUGAAAUUAACCUUAAAAUUCUGCAUAUUGUGAAAACAUGUCCCUGUUAUGUUUUUUUAAAAAGGUAAGUUAUUUGCUUUAAAAUUUUCUUCCCUGGGGAUUUGAACUAUUUUGAUUUUUCCUCCUGGAAAUUGAGAAAUCGCUGUUCGUAUUUUUC